AUGUCCAGAAUCCUCACUGUAUUCGGUGCCACUGGCAACCAGGGUGGUUCGGUCAUCAAGCACAUCCUCGCAGAUCCAGUCCUCUUUAAGACCUUCAAGAUCCGCGGCAUCACUCGUGACAUUUCCAAGCCCGCAGCUCAAGCUUUGGCUAAUCAGGGUGUCGAUAUGAAGGCUGCUGACUUGAGCAGCAAAUCUUCCGUCACAGAGGCUCUGCAGGGAUCCGACACUGUUUUCCUCGUCACCAACUAUUGGGAGAGUGCCAAGUACGACGUGGAGUUUAGCCAAGGCAAGAACGUCGCAGACGCCGCAAAAGAAGUUGGUGUCCAACACCUGAUCUUUUCUUCGUUGUUGCAUGUUGGCAAGGUUACAGAAGGUCGCCUUUCACAUGUUCCCCACUUCGAGGCGAAGGCAGACAUUGAGCAGUACAUCAAAGCCAGCGGCGUCCCCGCCUCAUUCUACUUGCCCGGCUACUUCAUGUCCAAUUUCCAUAUGAUGGUGCAGAAGGGCGAAGAUGGAUCCCUGAGUCUCGCCCUGCCGGUUGGCAAGGACGCAAAGUUCCCGCUCAUUGACGCCGCCGAAGAUACCGGCAAAUUUAUCAAAGCUAUCAUCAAGAACCGUGAUGCUACCCUUGGCAAGCAGCUUCUCGGCGCUGAGAAAUACUAUACAGCCGAGCAGAUUUUGUCUGAGCUUGAGGCCACCACUAGCAAGAAGACGAACUACAUCCAGUUGUCAGCUGAGCAGUACAAGAGCUUUCUGCCAAGCUUCAUGGCGGAAGAGAUGCUGGAAAACCACCUGUUUGUCGAGAAUCCAGGCUACUACAAUGGCGCGGAGCUCGAUGAGAGCCAUGAGAUCUUGGAGGACAAGCUCAUCACUUGGAAGGAGUACAUCGUCAAGAGUGGCGCCUUCUAA
Ascochyta rabiei is the source of this 909-nucleotide messenger RNA. RefSeq lists its product as uncharacterized. The record is from RefSeq and is a predicted model, not a curated record. The transcript has 3 exons. The coding region runs from base 1 to 909 and encodes 302 amino acids. NCBI's taxonomy places the organism in Eukaryota, Fungi, Ascomycota, Dothideomycetes, Pleosporales, Didymellaceae.